UUAAUUCUAGGCAGUCGCCAGAUAUUCAUUCGUUCCCAGUCUGGCAAUCGUUCCUCUGAAGAAUUCUGAGUGGCAUCGUGGGCGCAUAUCGCCAUGAGCAAGCUCUACGACGUUGUCAUCGCCGGUGCAGGGCCUAUCGGGCUAUUUCUCGCCUGCGAACUAGGGUUAGCACACGUUUCUGUGCUUGUCCUCGAGCGCAACGACACGCUCGAGUCGUCCUGGAAGACUGCGCCGCUAGGACGGCGCAGCUUGAACACCUUAUCAGUCGAGAGCUUCUACCGGCGCGGGCUACUGGACAAGCUGGUCGGCUCCGGCCAACGGCCGUCGGUCCUCCAGAAGACGGCCGGGAUCCAGUUCGCAGGCCAGUUCGCCGGUAUCAUGCUCAACGCCAAUAAACUCGACUUGACCCGUUGGAAGUACCGCCUCCCCGGACCGGCUCUGGUCCCUGAACAAACGACUAUGGGCGCGUCGAGGCGGGGCAACGGCGUAACGAGAAUUGUGGCACAGGACAACGAAGUCGUCACGGUGGAGACGGGAGAGAACCAGACUUUCCGCAGCAAGUGGCUCGUAGGAUGCGAUGGCGGACGAAGCGUGAUUCGCAAGGCCGCUGGAUUCGACUUCGUCGGCACAGAGGCAAAGUUCACUGCAUACGCCGUCAAGGGUGACUUCGAUCAUCCCGAGAAGUUGAAGCCAGGGUUCCACGCCACGAAGAACGGUAUGUAUGUCUUCAUGAAGCCGGACACGGUCCAUCUGGUGGACUUCGACAGCGCCGCCUUUGAUCGAACCAAGGAGAUCACGCAGGAGCACCUUCAAGACGUUCUGAACCGCGUGGUCGGCACCACGGACGUUAUAAUCACGGCGGUCCACCUCGCCUCGUCGUAUACAGACCGAUCCAAGCAAACGACACACUACCGCAAUGGCCGCGUCCUCGUUGCCGGUGACGCCGCGCACAUCCACUCACCGCUCGGGGCGCAGGGCCUGAACGUCGGGCUCGGCGACGCCAUGAAUUUGGGCUGGAAGCUCGCCGCGACGGUCCACCGCGAAGCCGAAGCUGACGGGGCUGCUACGGACCUGGCGCUGCUCGACACGUACGAGAGCGAGCGGCACCCCAUCGCGGCCUGGGUGCUCGAGUGGACGCGUGCGCAAGUUUCAACGUUGCAGCCAGGCCCAUACGGCGCAGCGGUCCAUACGCUCAUCCGCGACCUCAUUGCCACGACCGACGGGACCAACCUCUUCAUCGACCGCGUUUGGGGUCUGUCGCAGCGGUACGCCCUCGGCGACGGCGAGGCGCAUGCACACCCGUUCGUCGGGUGCAGCGCGCCGGAUUUCGAGCUGCUUGAUGGCGCGAGGCUGGGCCCCAAGCUGGAUGGGGGUCGCGGGUUGCUUGUCGAGUUUGAGGGCGCCGCGGCGCUCAAGAAGCUGGUUGUUGGCGGGAAGUUCGAGGGCAGAGUCGACUAUGUCUGUGUGGGUGCAAAGGACAGGCGCGACCUCCGCGCCUUGUUGAUUCGACCUGAUGGAAUUGUUGCUUGGGUAGCCGAAGACAAUAAGAAAUACGACGUAAAUGCGGCGAAGGCUGCCCUGGAGCAGUGGUUUGGAUUUUAA
Mytilinidion resinicola is the source of this 1602-nucleotide messenger RNA. RefSeq names its product putative pentachlorophenol 4-monooxygenase. The transcript is spliced from 2 exons. Gene Ontology annotation, molecular function: FAD binding. Bases 94 to 1602 code for a protein of 502 amino acids. The record is from RefSeq and is a predicted model, not a curated record. NCBI's taxonomy places the organism in Eukaryota, Fungi, Ascomycota, Dothideomycetes, Mytilinidiales, Mytilinidiaceae.